CGCAACACCGCUCAAAUCUUCUUCCUAUCCUACCUUGCUUGCAUGAGGGCAGGGGGCAGUCAGAAUGUUGAGAUUCAUGCUAUAGAUUCAACUGUGUUCUUCCUCUCCCGUUCAGUCCUUUGUUCUUUAGCGGAAUCAUCAUGCCUCCACGGCAUUUCUCGAGAUACCUAUUUGUCGGCGCAGUCUUCCUUAUCGGCAUUGUAAUAUUCACCAUCUCUUCAAAACCUUCGACCGGUGCCCUCAACGAUCCAGCGACUUACAAAGAAGCACUCCGUGAGUCGAUAUCAACCUUCAAUGUUCCCUUCCGGUUCACCUUUCAGAAAUCUGCCCACAAGCCUCCUCAGCAGAAGAACAGCACGCAUGGAGACAGCUCCUGGUACAGUGACUGGACAUGGCAGAAUCCCUUCUCUUCCUCGGUGACUCUAGACGAGGAACGCAUCGUCCUUCCCCCGCUGCGUGCACGGCCUCCCGUGUACACCUACUACGACACAACCAUCAAAAAGGACGAGGAGAUUAAAAAGGUGGACCAAGAGCUACUCUUGACCUGGCGUCGAGCAUGGUGGGCUCACGGCUUUCGACCUGUCGUUCUGACAGAGGCAGAGGCCAUGAGCCAUCCACUGUAUCAGACUGUACAAGCCGAGAAGUUGUCACCAGCAUUGGAACAAGAAUUCCGGCAGUGGCUGGCGUGGGCUCACAUGGGAACGGGGCUUCUGGCCAGCUGGUACUGUCUGCCCAUGGGUGCAUACGACGAUCUUUUGCUCGCACAUCUACGGCGUGGACAAUAUCCACACCUCCUCAGGUUCGAAGGUCUCGGAUCUGGCCUCUACGCUGGUGAACAAGUUCAGAUAAACGACGCCAUAAAAGGAGCUCUUGCAAAUGUCAAACUCAGUGCGUCUACAUCAAUGACAGAGGCCAUAGGCUCUGACUUGUUCAAAGUCGAGCAGCCAACCUCGAUCGCGCAUUACGACUCUCAGACCAUACCUGCUAAGUACCCGGCCUUGGCUGAGCAAAUCCUGCAAGACCCCAAUAAAGGUCGACGGUCACUCAAUCAGCUUAUGAUCGCUCACCUUCAUACCAUCUGGCAGAACAGCUUCAGCAGCGGCAUCGCUGUCUUGCAACCCCUUGCAGCGCACACAUUCUCACUUGUAAAACCAGCUAAGGAUCUGGCGAAACUCCUUGCCGAGUGCCCAAGCUCAAUUCUGCAAUCGUCUUGUCCUCCCAACCGAUCCAAGUGCAGUCCUUGUAUCGGUUCAAAGCUGAGGAUAACCACCGCGCCUUCUUUUCGGAAUACAUCAUCCUUGUUCACAAUUGCCAUUGUGCCCCAUCCGUACACCAUGACAGCCCUUGCCAAUCUAAGCGAUGCGAUAACCGUCGCACACAUCAGGCGACAUACUGACAGGGAUCCGUGGAUCAAUACUGUAACUCGCGACCUUCUUGGGAAUUCUCGGGGUGGUCCGAGCCGAGUUGUGAGUCUCAAGGAUGCGGUUGCUUCUGAAUAUGGUAGCAGUCGUUCCUUGUGGUUUACAACCGAGCACUUCCCUGUGUCCUUUUGGCCACCACCGCCUCCUCCAAGGUCGCCAACCAAUGAUGCUCAUCCAAAAGAGGAAAAGGUCGCCCCAUUUCCACAAGACUGGCUCGAACACCUUGAUUGGCACUUCGGCUUCCCCAUCCCCAGGACGGCAAUCUCUCAUGGUGAGUCUCUUCCUCCAGUUCCUGGACCUGAGCGCUGGGCCAAAUCUCCUGCCGGACUUCCCGCCGAACGUAAGAAAGGCUCAGACCCUAGUCCGCCUACAGAAGAGCAGGCGGCUAUUGAAGUCGAGCUUCUGCGUAAGGCUGCGGAAACCGUCAGCAGUAAGGAUGAAGAGGUGGUCAAGAUCCGGAGAGUGGCGGAAGCUUGGAAUCUGGCAGAUACUGAAGCUUGGAAGUUUGUCAAGAGUUUCAGAGCUCGUCAAGUCGUUGAGAGGCUGCAGUUUGAAGAGGAGGAGUCGGCCUACAACGCUGGUGGUGUGAGAGGGAAAACGCGCUGGUGGGGCUCCUCAUAACUGUUUGCUUGCUUGAUGUGUUUGGGCUGCCCACAUGAGGUUCUCUUAUGGUGUCCAUGCUGGCUCUCGAGGUGCACCGGUGGGGUCUUAACUGGUGGGAUUCUGGUGUGGUAACAACAGCAGUAACACCUCGUUGCACAAAUACCAUGCAUGGCUCAGGCUGAGAUGGUAGCAGACGAAUGCUGUUAUCGUGCAUGUCACAGCUCCGCAAGCCAUCUCUGUGGUACUCGAUAAGAGUGGCAUUUGUGGUGGACUAGCCUCGAUCGACCAACGGCUCCAGAACCACCGUUCCAAUAUUCGGAAACCAGCAUCGAUGAGCCGCCAUACACAAUGUAGUGUACAGCUCAGCUCGAAUCCUCGACGAAAUGUUGGCCAGGAUAGAUCGGGACUCCGUCUUCUGUGCAAAUUCGCACAGAGAAACUCGAAAGUUGGGUCCAGCACAACUAUACAAGAUAUCAUGGCGAUAGUGUUCCGAAGGACGAACCAAGAAGCCUGUAUAUUCGGAAGGAAUCUUGUACUUUGUCUGGAACCGCCCUCUCGGACAGGAAUGGGAGACUCGUCAUCCUGAUGGUUCACUUCUACUGGAACUGCUGGUUCCGGCGGUGUUCUGUUCGCACGUACCGACCUGCGGGACGCAACCGAUCUGCUAGAAGCGCUGGACCUUUGAUUAUACAACUGCAGAAGUCGGUCCUCUUCCGAAGGGUUGGGCGAUGUUGGGUCAUAUAUAAUCUUGGAAGAGCUCAAAGAGCUCCACGAACGUUGACUGGGGUGGUUAGAAUGCUGACGUCGGCCUUGCGUCCCUUGCGACGGUGCUAUAGACGCAGAAGACGAGAAAAGGCGCGAGAAAAAGUUUCGAUUUUCCUUUUCAGACGACAAUGGCUCGCUGCUGAGCGCAGAACUCCCAUCAGAACUUGCGCAAUGCUCCCUUGAACAUGACAAGAGCUCGUCCCAAGUGCCCUGCCAUAACCUUGUGGCCUUGUCUGCAACAUCUUGAUCCCGUCUUGUCCGGAUAUUGGGGCUUCGCAUCACUGACGUUCUCCGGACAGACCUGGCGACCCGGGAGCAACACAUGCCAUGAUCGCAGGGAGCCCAGCCAUCACGUGUUGGCUUGGGGAAAUGGCCACCCGGGCUCAAUUGAGGCUCGAUUAAUUGCCAGCGAUCGUCAAGGAUCGUUUCGACUAUGGCGUGAACGUCUCGCUCGUCCAUCUCCGGCUCUUCAUCCGGGAAGGUAGCAUUUCUAGCGAUGGCUAUGGAGGGAUGGGACAGAGUUGUAGUGCAAUAGUACCACAGUACGAAACGGCCGUCACGAGGUGUCCAUGUAUCGACGGCAAACUGUGCGCUGAUUUUGUCGUGAGAGAGACCGGGCCUAUGCCGCGCACUUGAAUUGCCACCGGAGACCAUCGUUGAGUGAGACUCGAGAUCUAUUCUUGCAAGAAUACUUGCGGAAGCGGAUUGCGGUCAUAAUCAUGAGAAUGAUCAUGGUGUUAUUGUUCUGUGGGCGACUAUCUGAUGCAUUCCACAGCAAGAGGCGUUGGUACAGCAGCGAAGCAUUCCAGGCUUUAUGGUCUAAUGGGAUGAACCAUUGGCACGCGAGCCGUGUCAACUUUGGUGGCAGCCAAAGGCCUGAAAAGAGAAUGCAGUACAUGUUGCAAUCUUCAAGCGGGGAUGGGGCCUACAUCAGAGUAAGGGGCACAAUAUGUCAACAUUGUACCAGACUGUCAUUUCUUGAACUGACCGUCUCUCCUUCUCCCUUGCGUGGCCUCCGAUCCAGCGCAAUCCGGGUAUUGUUCUUGCGUACUACAGCGGGGUGGAUGGUCUCGCACCGAUGUCCGCCAUCAACGCAUUUCAUUUCCUUCACAACGGGACGGCAAGCAACCUGGCGCUGAAAUUUAUCUUGCACCGCCCUGUCUGGACUUGAAAAGCACCACAUGCGGGUGUUGCUCAGUUCCAGUAUUCGCAAAUCUGCUAAACCUUGUGUUCAGGUCUGACAUCUUCGACUUCAGUGACCGCCAAAGUCUGCACCUUCUCCUGGACGACAUCAAGAUCGACGUGAGCCACUUCCGCGUCCUCGCCAUCAAAGAUCUUGGCCACUUCCUCGAGAGUUACACCACGCGUUUCGACAAAAAGGAGUGCGACAAAGAGGAGUUCAAACAUCAGCCAUCCCUGCAGCAAAUGAUCAGUUUCGUCCCAAAAUUCGAGAACGGUGCGAGUACACUUACGCAAUAUAUCGCGUAGAACCUCCAUCGAGGCUGUAAAUGAUCGAGUCCGAUGGGAUUGAUGUAUCUGCCUACAGUCAGGGUUGUCGACAACGGAUACCACAGCCCAACUCACUGAUUGAAUACAAGAGCCGCUUGCACGAAGAAGUUCAUCAACAUCAGGCCUUUGGCACGAAGCUUGUACGGCAUGAUUUCGACAGUGUAUCCGACUAGGAGGCCAGACCAAGCAAUGUUGUAAAAGGCUCCGUGAAGGAAGAUGAAAAAGAUGACCGUCUUUCCUGCUGCGAGGUUGCCGUCGAGGUCAUACAAUGCCGAGCAAGCCGUCCAGAGUACGAAGGAAACAAACAUUCCUGCAAAAUCAUCAGCUUCAUCUACCUUCGGCUUUUGUGUCAACCUACCACAGGUUGCACUGAGGAAUAACGGUCUUCUUCCAACCUUGUCGACGACCGCUGCGGCGAUCAAACCGACCACUAGCUGCAAUAUGUCAGUUGUGGCCCCUUCGCCAGUCAAAACAGCUAGAUCAGUCACUUACCGAGACAAUUGUCUUGCAACCAUUGAUCUCGAAUUGUUCGUUGUUGUUGGUCACUCCGAUACUCUUCAUAACAAGGGAGAAAUAGUAUGAAGUCAAGCCGUUACCACUCCAUUGAGAGAAAAGGCCAAGAGCAACAACCAGCAACAGGCGAUACCGGUUUCCCUUGGUCUUGAGGAAGUCCAGAUAGCUGCUUGACCGCUUCGACUGGAAUUCAAGGUGCAACGUCUCCCUGAUCUCGCGAAACUCGAAUUGCACCGUCAGGUCUGUUUCGUCGCCAUUGGCAUGAUACUUUGCGAGUGUCGCCAAUGCUUCCGAGUGCCUGUCCUUGGAGAUCAACCACCUUGGGCUUUCAGGUAUCGUCCAUAUCGUGCAGAAUAGAAUGAGGGUCGGAAAAGCUUGGAAUAUGGAUGGUAUUCUCCACGACCAAUUGUUCUUGAUUGUGAAAGUCCCGAAGGUUAUCCAAGUUGCAGCAAUGCUACCAAUGUCCCAGAGCUGAUUGUAAACCGUUGUCACCCUUCCUCUGUGCUGAGGAUGGGCCAACUCGGUGAGGAGGAGUGGUGCAGAGUUUGAGCACAUGCUGUUUCCGAAGCCGACAAGAAACCGGCCAGCAAUGAACAUGGAGAAGUUUUGCGACGCACUCUGAAUGGCGACUCCGGCGAAGAGGAACAGGCAUCCUACCAUGAUGGCAAUUCGACGACCAAAGGUAUCUGACAAAUAUGGCCUAUGAGGAAGUCGGCGUCUCUGUCUCUGUCCUUCUGGACGAUUUCUUACGCGAAAGGCAAUCCGGCGAGACUUCCAAUGCUGUAAAUAGAUCCAAAAAGACCCAGGAUGGAUCCUGUGGGAUGAUGGAAGUAAUCCUGCCAGACAUCAAGGAUCUGCAGGCCAUUCAACAUGGAUCUAUUAUGGUUAGUGGUUGGGCCUCUGCGAGCAGAGUCACUCUUCACUCACCCGUCAUAUCCUGUUGUCGCGGAUGCAAAGAACAAGGCGAUUGCCAUGCCAUAGAGCUUCCGAAGCCCUGGAUCUUUAUACCAUAUCACCCUAUGCAAGUCAGGUGCUUCGGCGACUGCGACCUCUCUCUCCACACGAUGCAUUGGCUUCACAACUGAUAUACCGACCAUGUUGGUCUUUCGUUCUGCUAUGAACCACGUCUUUUUCCGGUCGGUCAGGAGUGGCACGACUCAGUCUUUGGUAUCACGGAGGACACUUGACAUAAGUACUACCAUUCUUCGCUUGCCGUUCCAUACGUAUAGCCGAAGCGCCAGUACCCACUGGGGUUGGCUCGAGCAUUGCAUUCCAUUGCAUAGCCGUGUCCUUGAGCAAUAAGUUGAUUUGAACCGCUUGUUGGCGCAGAGCAUUCGUCGAAAAUGGUGUAGUCUCGAGAUCUGCGCAUUCAGCCUCUUCCGGGUAAUAGGAG
Messenger RNA from Exophiala xenobiotica, 6204 nucleotides. RefSeq lists its product as uncharacterized. Bases 141 to 2042 code for a protein of 633 amino acids. The record is from RefSeq and is a predicted model, not a curated record. NCBI's taxonomy places the organism in Eukaryota, Fungi, Ascomycota, Eurotiomycetes, Chaetothyriales, Herpotrichiellaceae. The transcript has a single exon.